AUGGAGAAAGCGAAAGCCUACAUAAAAAGCUCGUUGAAUACGAGCGGCGGGCCUAACCUUAGCCCGCCGACGACCAACGGGAACGGAAAUACCACUCCCGGUGCUGGGAAGUCACCCGUCUCACCUGCCCCUGCCGCCUCCGCUAUGCCCGCCGCGCCCGCUGCACGCGACGCUCCAGAUGAGCGCGUGUGUUUCGUGUGCGGUGGGAACGGCUUCAGCGAUUACUUCACUAUACGGGUGAAGCCUGAUCCGCAGAGCAGCGAGCCCUACUUUCCGUUCCUGGGUGCGCAUGCGGCGCCGGCCGGCUACCGCGCCGACGGCGACGAGGAGGGCACCGUUAAGUGCUGUUGUGUGUGCUAUACCUUCUUGAGAUCGCAAUGGGAGCAGUACGACAGAGAGAACAAACCUCACACGCAACGAUUCUACUGGAUGAAGAGGCUGGACGGGAAGCCCUUUAUUGACGAAUUUCAAUAUCUAAACGAGUGUUCGUAUCGCACCGUCCCUACGGACCACCACGUCAACCCUCCCACUAGGGAUGGACCGCUCUUGUACAAUGCGGUACCAAUCCGUGCAUGUUAA
Molecule: messenger RNA, 579 nt
Organism: Pieris macdunnoughi
Lineage: Eukaryota; Metazoa; Arthropoda; Insecta; Lepidoptera; Pieridae
Source: the annotation of a GenBank genome assembly